Messenger RNA from Ictalurus punctatus (channel catfish), 3554 nucleotides. RefSeq names its product stromal cell-derived factor 2 (gene sdf2). Bases 22 to 741 code for a protein of 239 amino acids. The record is from RefSeq and is a predicted model, not a curated record. The transcript is spliced from 3 exons. NCBI's taxonomy places the organism in Eukaryota, Metazoa, Chordata, Actinopteri, Siluriformes, Ictaluridae.
CUUCUUCGUUAUUGUUCUGGGAUGACGUUGCUCUCAUUCUGUCUUUCAGACUCGUCUGUGGAGCUUACAGCAAUGGGAAAACACAUUGUUGCCUUGGUGCUUUUCUGCCUCUCUGCUUUCUUGUCGUGUGUGUGUAGCUUCUCCUUUGGCUCGGAAAUCAGUUUUGUCACGUGCGGCUCGGUGGUGAAGCUGCUGAACGUUCAGCACAAUGUCAGACUGCAUUCUCACGACGUGCGCUACGGCUCCGGUAGUGGCCAGCAGUCUGUGACUGGAGUGACCACAGUGGAAGACAGCAACAGUUACUGGAGCGUGCGUGGCACCAGUGGGGCGGGUUGCCAUCGAGGGACUCCAGUCAGAUGUGGCCAGAACAUCAGACUCACACACGUGAACACAGGCCGAAAUCUGCACAGCCACUACUUUGCAUCUCCGCUGUCGUCCAACCAGGAAGUCAGUGCCUUUGGAGAGGAUGGUGAAGGUGACCAUCUGGAUGAGUGGACUGUACUAUGUGGGGGUUCUGUAUGGCAGCGGGAUGAGUCGGUACGCUUCCAGCACAGUGCGACAGAAGCACUGCUGUCGGUGACGGGCGAACAGUACGGCAGGCCCAUUCAAGGCCAGAGAGAAGUGCACGCGAUGACCAGCAGCAGCCAGCACAGUUACUGGAAAGCCAUGGAGGGCGUUUUCAUGAAGCCCAGUGAAACGGGUCCCAAAGACUUCAGCAGUUCGACACACACCGAGUUGUGACUGCUUUCACCCCAGGAAACAGUUUGUCUCACAGCAGAGUGUGUUCUUCAUGUUCUGUCUUCAUUUGUGUUCCAAAAAUCUCAUGCAAAAGGAUCUUUCAUCCACAUUUCAAAUGUGACAAAUCACAUUACUUUGACUGAAGAGCACAGAGACCUUAUACUAAAUCUUUUUUUUUCUCCAUGAAUACAAUUUAAUUCAUCCUUAUUUAAUAUUUCUAGUUGGAAAUCUAGAGGGGUCUAUCAACAGCAGUAAUUAAUGGUAGCACAAUGAGUGGCACCUUGGACACAGGAACGUAUUUGGCAUGUAUACAGUUGAGUGCAAAAGUUCGCAUACCCUUAUGACAAAGAAGACAGAUGUAAAUGUGUGGCGGUCUGGGAAAAGCCUUUAGGUAUCACUGCCAAAAAUCCCCCUAAAAAAAACUAAAUUCUGCCAAAAUGAUUUUUUCUGCCAAAGGCGUGGUUUGUACUUGAGUUGUGACCUGCUUUGGUGGUCGUGAAUGGUGUUGUUCACAAAUCUGGAUGAUUUAAAAGCGACAUCUAUUAGAUGACUCCUCAGAGUCAAAACAUUCCUGUCUAUCAGGCGCCAUGCGUGCAUAUAUAUAUAUAUAUAUAUAUAUAUAUAUAUAUAUAUAUAUAUAUAUAUAUAUAUAUAUGUAGUGUAGUGUACAUAUAAAACAUGUACACUACCGGUCAAAAGUUUUUUUCCUUAUUUUGAUUUUUCCCCCCACGUUUUAGAAUAAAAACUCUGGAAUAACACAACUGGAACUAUGGGACUUAUGUUGUCAUAAAAAUAAUUGAAUAUUUUAACAAUUGUUAUCAGGUUGAUAUUCUCUUCCUGAGGCACCCAACCGGGCGCUAAUGGCUAUGCAAACAUCAGGUAUCAUCGCUUUUGGUGGAUCAUAAAGGCGAUAGAUACUUUUUUAAGAUACUUUUAGCAUCUUCAAAGUAGACACCCUUUUUGCCUAGGAUUUCCAGAAAUGUAUUCUUGGCAUUUUCUCAACCAGUUUCUUGAGGAAACUCCCUGAGAUGCUUUUUAAACAGUAUUAAAUAAGUUCCCACACAUGCUGCACACUUAUUGGCUGCUUUUUGGAAUAUUUCAUAAGUCAUCCAUUUAAAAAAAUAUUUUUUUGUAAAUAAAAUGUUAGUUUUCGAAUGAAAGAAAUUAUGUUUGCACACCGAUUUCAAACAUUUAAUCAUACACCUUCAGAUCAAAAGAUUUUUAAGAUCAUGAGAAACAUUUCAGUCAAGUUUCUCCAAACGUUUGACCGGUAGUGUAUAUCUGAAUGCUUUUUUCGAGGCAGUGCAUUUUUACAGCACACUAGAAUUAUAGAUAUAUCUUCCCUUCAUGCUUUUACCUCUCACACAAGAAACACUACAGAAUAGCUGCCUUAUAUUAACAUUGCAGUAUUAUUCAUAUUAUUGUGAACAUUGUGCAGUGGUUAAAGUUUAUUCCAGUAUUCUUCAAGCUGUCUAGAUAAUGAUAUUUAUGCUUUUAUUCAUUGGGCUACCAGUUUGUCCAAUACAAAUCAGUAUUAUAAUGAAUUGACAAAAGUGAAACACUUGAGAUCAAUAGCCAGUUAAUCAUAUUGAGAUAAACAAGAAAACAACUGACAUCUGAGGGAUUGAACAUGAUUCAUCAUUGCAUUUUAAUUAUGAGUUAUUUUAUUAGUUAAGUAAUAAAUAAUACAAGGUUUGCUUUGUAAUUUCUCUAUAUUACAGACAGAAAGAGCGAUACAAGAAUUAUUUCCCCAUACAGUCCUGAAAUGAAUGAAAAAUGAAUCCCAAUCCUCUGAGCUAGAAAUUGUACUAUUCGUUCUGUUUAUUUUGUAUUUGGCUUAAAAUUGCACAAACUGUAUACCAGACAACCAAAAGUUUCUCCUGAAAGGUGUGUGAAAAGCGACAGUGGUAGAAAUGUAGUUAGCAUUGUGUUUAAUUCAUUAGUCUCUUCUUAGUAUUGUGUGAAUUGCACUUUAAAUCAAACGGACUAGAUACGGCACAUGUGAAAGUACCCUAACCACAUUAAAUGUUUCAAAUAUGCACAUUGUUACUACAUUACUACAACAACAAGCUCUUAUUUUUAAAGCAAAUACACUAAAGGUACUACAGUAAUUAUUAGUGUACUGUAGUCCGAGUUGAGAAAGACUUUGAAGACUUUGAAGAAAGCAUUGCUGCAGUCUUCCCAUAGUAAAGGUUUGCCAUAAUAAAACGUUGCUUUAUCAACCUGGACCAAGUUGCUCGAGAUUAAUUUGGAUCCAUAUGUUAAUUUAUUUCCCUAUAUUUUCAAAUAACGUGUUACUUAAAUGUCCACUUGACUGAGGAAAGCCAUAUUUAUAAUCUGUUAUUAAAUGGCUUCCUGUUCUAAGCUGUUACUCCAACAUGAAGCCAUGGGAGAAUGUGUAUAUAUUAAUAUGUUAAUAUAUUAGUGUAUAUACAGUCAGCUUCAAUAUUAUUCCCUUGUUCUCUUCACUCAGGUAAAAGAGUAAACAUGCUUCAAUUACAUUUACUCCAAAGAAUUUCUAAGAGUGCCAAUAAUUGUCACAUGUGGUUUAAAAAAUAUUUUUAUUUCUUAGAAGAAAUUUGCUUCAGUUACAGCUCAGAUUUGUCUAAUGUUACCAGUGUGAAAUUGUGCUAAUUAACCAAAAAAAGGAAAACAAAUACAUUUUUAAAUAUAUAUUUUUAAACCAACCUUUACGAAGAGUAAAGGCCGAUAAUUCUAGAGCUGACUGUAUUAGAAUACUGUAGUACUAAAUUUUGUAAUAUGUAUUGGCUGGAUUUUCACAUGGUGCAAAUAAAACAUGCUGAUUUUAAGGGACA